UGUAGAUUUGAAGAGUAAAAUGUGAAGGCGCCGUGACCGGUCUACAUCCUCAAGGAGCCCACCCGGGUGUGGAAGGCUGGGAUUGCGAAAGAGAAGAGAUUGCUACCACAAUGAACCUGAGCAAUACUGAGGGUUUUGUGCCACACACCAAAAGGGACUGAAGGUUUACGAGCACAAAAACAGUAGUCAAUGAGACAGACAAAAGGACUGGGCCACCAAAAAGCAGCGCACUUGCCACUCUGGCCACCAUGCGUAAAGGAGUGCUGAAGGACCCAGAGAUUGCUGACCUCUUCUACAAGGAUGACCCAGAAGAGCUUUUUAUCGAUUUGCAUGAAAUCGGACAUGGGAGCUUCGGAGCCGUGUACUUUGCAACAAAUUCUCACACCAAUGAGGUGGUUGCAGUUAAGAAAAUGUCCUACAGUGGGAAGCAGACCCACGAGAAAUGGCAAGACAUUCUUAAGGAAGUUAAAUUCUUACAGCAGCUGAAGCACCCCAACACCAUCGAAUACAAAGGUUGCUAUUUAAAAGAGCACACUGCUUGGUUGGUGAUGGAAUACUGCCUAGGUUCAGCCUCUGACUUGUUAGAAGUUCAUAAGAAACCACUUCAGGAAGUGGAAAUUGCUGCUAUCACUCACGGUGCCUUGGAGGGGCUGGCCUACCUCCACUCUCACUCCCUGAUCCAUAGGGACAUUAAAGCUGGGAAUAUCCUCCUCACAGAACCAGGACAGGUGAAGCUGGCUGACUUUGGAUCCGCCUCCAUAGCCUGUCCUGCCAACUCCUUCGUGGGGACACCAUACUGGAUGGCCCCAGAGGUGAUCUUAGCCAUGGAUGAAGGGAAGUAUGAUGGGAAAGUUGACAUCUGGUCGCUCGGCAUCACCUGUAUAGAACUGGCGGAGCGGAAGCCCCCUCUCUUCAACAUGAACGCCAUGAGCGCCCUCUACCACAUUGCCCAGAAUGACUCCCCCACGCUACAGUCCAGGGAAUGGACCAACUCCUUCAGGAGAUUCGUUGAUUACUGCUUGCACAAAAUACCUCAGGAAAGACCAGCCGCGGUGGAAUUAUUGCAGCACGACUUCAUUCGGAGGGAGCGACCACCACGGGUCCUCAUUGACCUCAUACAGAGGACAAAAGAUGCUGUCCGAGAGUUGGACAACCUGCAGUACAGAAAAAUGAAGAAGAUCCUCUUCCAGGAGACUCGGAACGGACCCUUGAAUGAGUCGCAAGAAGAAGAAGAAGACAGUGAGCAUGGGAGCAACCUGAACAGGGAGGUGGACAGCCUGGGCAGCAUCCACUCCAUCCCCAGCGUGUCGGUGAGCACAGGCAGCCGGGGCAGCAGUGUGAACAGCAUACAGGAAGUCAUGGACGAGAGCAGCCCCGAGCUCGUCAUAAUGCAGGAGGAUGAGGGCCCCGUCAACUCCAGCUCCUCCAUGGUGCACAAGAAGGAUCAUGUAUUCGUAAGGGAUGAGGCGGGCCACGGCGAUCCCAGGCCUGAGCCGCGGCCUACCCAGUCAGUUCAGAGCCAGGCCCUCCACUAUCGGAACCGAGAGCGCUUUGCCACGAUCAAAUCCGCGUCUUUGGUUACACGGCAGAUCCACGAGCAUGAGCAGGAGAACGAGUUGCGGGAACAGAUGUCAGGUUAUAAGCGGAUGCGGCGCCAGCACCAGAAGCAGCUGAUCGCCCUGGAGAACAAGCUGAAGGCUGAGAUGGAUGAGCACCGUCUCAAGCUCCAGAAGGAGGUGGAGACGCAUGCCAACAACUCAUCCAUCGAGCUGGAGAAGCUGGCCAAGAAGCAAGUGGCUACCAUUGAAAAGGAGGCGAAGGUAGCCGCAGCAGAUGAGAAGAAGUUCCAGCAACAGAUCCUGGCCCAGCAGAAGAAGGACUUGACAACUUUCUUAGAGAGUCAGAAAAAGCAGUACAAGAUUUGCAAGGAAAAAAUAAAAGAGGAAAUGAACGAGGACCACAGCACACCGAAGAAGGAGAAGCAGGAGCGGAUAUCGAAGCAUAAAGAGAACCUGCAGCACACGCAGGCUGAGGAGGAAGCCCACCUGCUCACCCAGCAGAGACUCUACUACGACAGAAACUGCCGCUUCUUCAAGCGGAAAAUAAUGGUCAAGCGCCAUGAGGUGGAACAGCAGAACAUUCGGGAGGAACUAAAUAAAAAGAGGACCCAGAAGGAAAUGGAGCACGCUAUGCUGAUCAGGCAUGACGAGUCCACCCGAGAGCUAGAGUACAGACAGCUGCAUACACUGCAGAAGCUCCGAAUGGAUCUGAUCCGGUUACAGCACCAGACGGAGCUGGAGAACCAGCUGGAGUAUAAUAAGAGGCGGGAGCGGGAGCUGCACCGGAAGCACGUCAUGGAGCUUCGGCAACAACCGAAAAACUUAAAGGCCAUGGAAAUGCAAAUUAAAAAACAGUUUCAGGACACUUGCAAAGUACAGACCAAACAGUACAAAGCACUCAAAAAUCACCAGUUGGAAGUCACUCCAAAGAAUGAGCACAAAACAAUCUUAAAGACACUGAAAGACGAGCAGACGAGAAAACUGGCCAUUUUGGCAGAGCAGUAUGAACAGAGUAUAAAUGAGAUGAUGGCUUCUCAGGCGUUACGGCUAGACGAGGCGCAGGAGGCAGAGUGCCAGGCCUUGAGACUACAGCUCCAGCAGGAGAUGGAGCUGCUCAACGCCUACCAGAGCAAAAUCAAGAUGCAGACGGAGGCCCAGCAUGAGCGCGAGCUGCAGAAGCUAGAGCAGAGGGUGUCUCUACGCAGAGCGCAUCUUGAGCAGAAGAUUGAAGAGGAGCUGGCCGCCCUACAGAAGGAACGCAGCGAGAGAAUCAAGAUUCUCCUGGAAAGACAAGAACGAGAGACGGAGACUUUUGACAUGGAGAGCCUCAGAAUGGGAUUUGGGAAUUUGGUGACAUUAGAUUUUCCUAAGGAGGACUAUAGAUGAGAUUAAAUUUUUUUGCCAUUUACAAAAAAAAAAAAAAAAAAUGAAAAAAAGAAAACAAAAAAAUUCAGACCCUGCAAAACUACAUUCCCCAUUUUAACGGGCGUUGCUCACUUCACUCUCUCUCUCUCUCCCUCUCUCCCUCUCUCUCUCUCUCUCUCUUCCUGACAUCGUGUCGGACUAGUGCCUGUUUACUCUUACUCCAUCAGGGGCCCUUUCCUCCCCCUGUGUCAACUUUCAAUGCUGGCCGGCCCGGCCGCCCCUACUGUCCACCAGCCACACCCAAGUACCGGUGUGGCUCACCGAUGUUCUGUUGAGAACCUUGGAGGUGGUUCUAGAGUCAGUCAACCAACAAACGGCGAUGGAACACAGAUGGAUAUUGCUUUAAGCAAUCCCUCAUUGUCACCAACCAGUGAAAGUAAAGCAAAAAACAAACACAAAA
Molecule: messenger RNA, 3384 nt
Organism: Phodopus roborovskii (desert hamster)
Lineage: Eukaryota; Metazoa; Chordata; Mammalia; Rodentia; Cricetidae
Gene: Taok3
Product: TAO kinase 3
Exons: 21
Coding region: 249-2945 (898 amino acids)
Biological process (GO): execution phase of apoptosis; protein phosphorylation
Molecular function (GO): protein kinase activity; ATP binding
Source: RefSeq, a predicted model, not a curated record